This is a messenger RNA of Fukomys damarensis (Damara mole-rat), 627 nucleotides long. RefSeq names its product ADP ribosylation factor like GTPase 13A (gene Arl13a). Gene Ontology annotation, biological process: non-motile cilium assembly; receptor localization to non-motile cilium. Gene Ontology annotation, molecular function: GTPase activity; GTP binding. NCBI's taxonomy places the organism in Eukaryota, Metazoa, Chordata, Mammalia, Rodentia, Bathyergidae. Gene Ontology annotation, cellular component: ciliary membrane; non-motile cilium. The record is from RefSeq and is a predicted model, not a curated record.
AUGUUACAGCUGCUGAUUUCAUGAUGGUUUUGACUAAAGACAACUAAAAAGAAAUGAAGAAAUGUGAUGGUCAUUAUCAUUGGCUUGAACAACUCAGGCAAAACUGCUCUUGUGGAGGCCAUUCAAAGAUUACUUCCCAGCAGGAUACACAAUGGUGUGAAAUCAAAACUGACUAUACUCCUGUUAGAUGAGUGUGAAUUGUCCCUCCAUGACCUGACUGGAUAGACCCUUGGGGCAGAGAAAACUGGUCAAGCUACUAUGCUCAGACAUGGGCUUGUUUUUGUUCUAGAUUCCAGUGACUUAGGACACAUGCACAAACCAAAGAUCAUCUUAACACAUAUAAUGUAUGAUUUUUAAAAGGUGGCAGGGAAGCCCAUCUUACUGUUCACCACCAUUACAUUAGAGCCUGCUGAUGUAUCCCUGGCCCAUUUCAUCAUCACGCCCACAUUCUGGAUUUGCAGCAAAGUCCCUCCUUGUCAGGCAAUACCUACAAUGAUUUCUACCUUAGGGAUGGAGCCAUGUUUAGCUAUAAAAGAUCUCCAAAAAAGGAAGCAUCAUCCCAUAAUUGAUGGGCAACAUUGGCUAUUAGCUGUCAUUGGGGUUAAAUAUGAGUUACUGUAUUCUUGA